Messenger RNA from Diaporthe citri, 783 nucleotides. RefSeq lists its product as uncharacterized. The transcript has 2 exons. The record is from RefSeq and is a predicted model, not a curated record. Lineage: Eukaryota; Fungi; Ascomycota; Sordariomycetes; Diaporthales; Diaporthaceae. Bases 1 to 783 code for a protein of 260 amino acids.
AUGGCUUCCCCCAAUCUUCCCACACUUGUCCUUGUGCCGGGAGCUUUUGGCACUCCUGCGGGGUACGACAAGCUCUUGCCGUAUUUUGAACAGACCGGGUUGCCCACAGUCGCUGGGUCGUACCCAAGCUGUGAUCCUGACGAUCCCGCUUCAGCGACGGCUGUGAAAGACAUCACUGCCCUGCGAGAGAUUGUCCUACUUCCUCUCAUUGAACAACAGGGGAAAGAUAUUGUUAUUCUCGCGCACUCGUACGGAGGUGUCGUUGCGGGAGGCGCCGCAAAAGGUCUUGAUAAACCAACACGCACAAGCCAGGGCCACACCAACGGCGUUGUUGGUCUAAUCUAUGUGGCCGGGAACAUGACGUUGGAAGACGAGUCUCUACUUGAGGCUGUGGGAGGGGCCUACCCUCCGUUCAUCAAACUAGAUAAGCCAUCCAAGGGCCUGGCUCUUAUCGAGCCGGCCAUGGAAAUCCUCUACAACGACUGCGACUCUGCGCUGAGCUCUGAGCUAGAGUGUCGUAUGCUGCCCCAUGCACAUCUCGCAUUUGAGACCAAAGCUACAGCACCGGCCUGGGCUGAUCAUGGUUUCGAUGGGAAGAGAGUGUAUGUGCGCACUCUGUUGGGCUGCUGCAACCCCUCUGUGUUGCAGGAUAUGUGGUUGCAAAAGUCAAGGGUGCAUUGGGACGUGGUUGACUUCAAGACUGGGCAUAUGCCAUUCGAGAGUCAGCCUCAACGGCUGGCUGAACAAAUCAUCAAGUCGGUGAGGAGCUUUGUGGCUCUGUAG